AUGAGGGCCUCAAUCCGAGUCCCAGCUGCUACUCUAGCCUCGCUGCCCACUAAUACACUCACAAACAAUCGAGAGACAGAAGAUAAUUAGAAGAAAAAUUUAAUUUGGAGAAAAUGCGCGCCCUUGUGACGAUAACGAUAGCGGCGACCGUGCUGACGACGGUCCUCUGCCAACAGUACCAAAAUCCAUCGGCCGAAAAUUAUGCUCAAGACGAGUACGGUCAAUACGACCAACAGGCGCGACCGGCGCAUCCGACGCCUCGAAGUUACGAGACCGGAAGUCCAGCGUCGGAACGCCAACAAGCGGCAGCGGCGCCAAAGCCAACGCCGGUCGCCAUAUUGAAGCAGAUCAACCGUCACAACGAGGACGGUUCUUACACGUACGGUUUCGAGGGCGGUGACGGUUCUUUCAAGAUUGAGACGAAAUUGGCGAACGGAGAGGUCAAGGGAAAGUACGGAUUCGUUGACGAUACUGGAAAAGUGAGGGUGGUCGAAUACGGAGCGAAUCAAUACGGUUUCCAACCGGCCGGUGAAGGAAUUACGGUCGCGCCACCUACGCUCGUUGACGAAACGACGAACAAAGAUGGUAUUCAGAAUGCGAAUUAUCAGGACUACGAUUUUCAGCCGCAGCAGCAGCAGCAGCAGCAACAACCAGCUCCGCAAAGAGCCGUGGCUCGCCCAGUGGCGCCUCCACCCGCGGCACCUCAAUACGCUCAGUACGAACAGUCCGCACCGCAAUCUCACACUCAAGCGAUUUACAACCCUCAAGCGGCUGCACGUGGUCGCGCUGCAGCUCCACCGAAACCCGCGGUUUUCUCUCCCGCCCCUGGGCAAUCUCAACUUUUAAGAGCUUACGACGAACCCGCUCCGGCUUCCCAAGCUUACAAUCAAGGACCUGUCCAGUUUAGCCCCGCACCUGUCCAGGAACGUUCGCAACCCCAGCCUCGCAGUCAACCCAACGGUGGAAUCCUCGAUCAGCUUGCCCGAGAUUACGCUCUUCCCCAGGGUGGCUCGGCGCCUCUUCACGACAUCAGCUUCGGUUAUUACUAAGAAUUUAUCUCGUAACUCACCUUUCAUGCGUCCCUAUCGAAAUCACUUUUGGCUCGUACAAACGACCGGGGAACAAGCCCUUUUAUCCUGGAUGCAAAGAAGAAUGGACUUUUUUUUUAAUGCCUUCGGUGACUCCCUUUCCAAAUUCUACUUGCGAGGAAUUUCGUACAUUCCUCGGUUACCCGACAUCAUUUUUUCUCGACAGGACACGCCGCACUCACGAAUGCUCGUUUAAACUUUUUCUCCAUGAGACUUUAGGCAUUUUAUUAUAUGACAAGGAUUGGAGGAAACGAUUGAAGUUGGAAGGAUCCUCGAGCUUUUCAAUGGUUCCAAAGGUUUGAACGAGCGUUUACAUUUAUUUAAAACGUUGUUGUCCUCUGGAGAAAAAUCUUCCUCCAGGACCCGUUCACGCACAUUUUCUUUCCCGGUGUACUCGGUCAUCAGCUCCCACUAAUUCUGCGCAUUUCGCUCGACUCUCCUGGUUCCUCUGAAUCACUGAAAAUUUUGGAAGUAUAUCACGACGAAAACGGUCGUGAAAUAAGAAUCCUUCGUCCCGAAGCUUCGAAGGAUUUAUAUUUAUGUCGAGUGUAUCAAUGUUCGAAAUAACAUGAAAAACAUAUUUUCCUCGCGACUGUAUGGCCUUGCGUUGUUCGAUCAUUCUGUGAUGUAUUUCGCGCACUUUUUGUCUGUUUUCAGAGUGUUCGUCGUACGAUCGCUCCUCUCAUAACUCUGUACUUUUUAUAUUAUUAUGUUUAUUGUAUCACUCGUGAGGGAGAUUUAAAAAAUGUGUAAUAAACCCGUAACAUCAA
Venturia canescens is the source of this 1858-nucleotide messenger RNA. It is a transcript of the gene Cpr97Ea, whose product is annotated as heterogeneous nuclear ribonucleoprotein U-like protein 1. Bases 114 to 1049 code for a protein of 311 amino acids. Gene Ontology annotation, molecular function: structural constituent of chitin-based larval cuticle. Lineage: Eukaryota; Metazoa; Arthropoda; Insecta; Hymenoptera; Ichneumonidae. Gene Ontology annotation, cellular component: chitin-based extracellular matrix. The transcript has 2 exons. The record is from RefSeq and is a predicted model, not a curated record.